CGGAGUCCUUGCCCACUCCACAGAGCGUGUGAGGCUCUGACAGCCCCAGCGGGGGACCCUUGGUGCUGGAGCCCUUGGACGCCCCUGGUCCGAACGCUGCGUGUACUGGGAGCUGAUCUCAGGGGGAGUGCUUGGUGCUGUAGAUGAAGAGACGGGCCCUUGCCCUGAGGGCCUGACGGUCUAGACGUGACCUAACCCAGCAUGGGAGGGUGAUACAGGCAGAGGAGAGAAGCGGAGGGGAGGGGAGGGCCUGGAGAGUCAGGUCUGUAUCCUGUGCACAUUGCUGUAGUGUCUCAGUGCCCAGGCCUGCGAUGAGCUGACGUUAUUGUUACGGACCCACAGGGUCGGUGCUAUGGCCUCAGCUUUGGAACGAUCUCUAGGAGGAACUGUUCAGUGAGCCAGACCCCCUGGAGGUCUCACUCUUCUUGGCAAGCCAUGCGGCUUCACUGCCUCCUGAGACUGGACCUCUGGGCCUGAGGCAUGCACAGGAUUCAUAAAAAUGUUACAAAUAUUCCUACUCUGUCACACCUCGGAGCAGCUUGUCAGCUCUGUGUGUAUGGGGGUGAGAGGACAACAGCAAAAGGGGGAGAGGUGGUAGGUAAAAGAGACGUACACGACAUGUUUCCAUCCAGUGUCCUCUGCGUAUUCCCACUCAUGGGAUUCUCCGACCUGUGCAGCCUGAAUGGUAAAAUUCUACUAGCAGUAGCCAUUGGAGUGUCCAAGUGCCUCCCUUUCCUCCCCCGUGAAUGCCAGACCUUCUAGGGCAAGGGUUUAAAGGGAGCAUGGCGCUCAGCUGCCUCAGUUCCUUCAGCUGCGGCCAACUGGACAGUUACGAUGGUCCUGUGAGAUCCUUUCGGAUCCCUAGUAGACAGACAGUUUGUGUGGGUUGUUAACGUAAGUGCACAGAGUUAUAUCAUUUAUUUAGAGCUAGCUAGUUAAAGGGUAACUUGCCAGAUCAGAAGGCUGAGAAGCCUGGAUUCAAAAGACCUGUCUCGUGCCCGGUGGUUUUCCCAGCGUGGGAUGCACAUGCCUGAUGCCUGGCGUGGUUGGGGUUGGCAUUCUCCCUCUAAAUGUCUGACAUGCUCAGCACUGGCCACGAGGGCGAAGAAAGUGAGAGAAACAGGCUCCAGGUAAUUUUAUUGCAGGAAGCUGUGACAGUGGCAGCCGAUUCUCAGAAACCAGCUUCAUCUGUGCCUCCAGCGAGGAAGAAGUGUAAUUCAGCUGCUGUGUCAGGUUGAGGAUCUGAAAGAGGAGAAAAGGUCUGGAUCAGCGACGAACACAGUCCCGUUUCAGAGAGACUUGCUUGCGGUUCCGAGGAAAAAUUUGCAGCCUUCUUCGGUGUCAGCCUGAUUACAAAGAGCCAGUCCGAGAGAGAAGACAGGGGCAGAAUCUCGUGGUGGAGCCUGGCUCUGGUUCAGGCUGUCAGCGCCGAGGAAGGAGCCAUUCUUCUGUGGAUCUCUCAAUAUCGGAUCCAAUGAAGAGACCUCUGGUGAGGGGUUGCCAGCUAGCACGGCACCGCAUAGCGUUACUGUUAAAGCGACAGUUAGCGCCGUCUGUGGCUCCAUCUCAGGACACCUCAGGUGUGGUGUUAGAACCAGCCAGGCUGACUGCUUCUCCGAGAGGCAGCAAAGAACAGGAUCCAGCCCUUCUGUCCCUUCUCUUGCCUGCAUGGGGAAUGGACCUUUAGGUGGGCUAGAAGAAAGCUGUCACUCAAAGUACAGAAUGUACUGUUUUGUGCUAGAAAAAGUGCUACGGUCUUGAAUGGAAAAGGGUUUUAUUGAGGAUUUUCACGUACACUGGAUCCUUCACAACCCCAAUUAAUUAUAUAUUAGAGCAGCGUUGUAUCUUAAGGAGACACCUCUUCUAUUAUCUUCAGUUAAGGUUCAUCUCUCAGCCAUGUCAGCACAUCAUACCUGUACAGGGAAAAUCAGUUUUUACUAAUGAUACAAUUAAGAAGUUUUUAAAGGGCCUUAAUAAUUUGUAUCCUCCAGUAAGAACUCCUUUGCCCUUCUGGGAUCUGAAUGUAGUACUGGCACAAAUGGGAGGAGAGUGGUCUUCAUGGGGGAUGACACCUGGGAUGGACUCUUUCCCCAGAAGUUCUUCCGCUCGUAUUUCUUCCCGUCGUUUAACGUGAAGGAUCUUCACAUGGUGGACGAUGGGAUCCUGCAGCACCUCUACACGACUGUGGAUGGUGGUGAGUGGGACCUGCUGAUCGCUCAUUUCCUGGGUGUGGAUCAUUGUGGGCACAAGCAUGGACCAGACCAUCCAGAAAUGGCCAAGAAACUCACCCAGAUGAAUGAGAUGCUAAGGUCACUGGUGGAUCACCUGGCGAACGACACCCUGCUGGUGGUGGCAGGGGACCAUGGAAUGACGGAGACUGGGGACCACGGAGGAGACAGCGAGAAGGAGGUGAACGCAGCACUCUUCGUGUACAGUAAAACGCCUCUCUUUGGAGCCCACCUUCCCAAGGAGCCGGAAACCAUCCCGCAGGUGAACCUGGUGCCCACACUGGCCCUGCUGCUGGGCGUGCCCAUUCCCUACAGUAACAUCGGGGAGGUGAUGGCUGAGCUGUUCUCGGGGGACGGCGGUACUGCUUUGGCAGCAUUCAGUCAGCUCUCGGCGUAUCGCAUCAAUGCCGGACAGGUGGACCGUUUCCUGCACUCCUACUCGCUGGCUGCCCAGGACCUGCCGGCUGAGCGGCUCCGGUACCUGCGGGAGCUUUUCUCUGCCGCGCUGGAGGAGCACGACCGGCUGCUGGCCCAAGUGCGGGAGGGGCUGCCUGCAUCGCCCGAGCAGGAGGCCAGGCUGGGGCGACUGGUUGUCCGCUUCCAGCAUUACCUGCGGGAGGCCCGGGCCGUGUGCAUGGAGUCCUGGGCCCGCUUCCACCCCCUGCGCAUGGUGGCUGGCUGUGCGCUCAUCGCCGCCUCCUGCCUGCUCUGCUGUGUUGCCUCGGAGCUGGCGGCGGCCCUGGACUUCUCCUACCAAAGCCGCCUCCUGUACCCGCUUCUCUGGGGCCUGGCGGUGGCGGCUGUGCUGGGGCUGGUCCACCUGCUCACCAGAGAAGGGCUGGACCUCAUUCUGGUGGUGUCGUGGUCGGCUGCCGCCUCUCAGCUGGCCUUCUUCUGGCACUCGUGGGGCCGCCGGCCCCGUCGAGCCCAUUUGGCUGGUGUCCAGCCGCCGGUGGCCAAUGCGGGCCUGUGGCAGAGAUUGCGAGCGUGGCAGGGGUUGGUCCUCCCCAUGGGCAUCCUCUUCAUCCGGUGCUGCGCCAUGUUCUCGGACAGCUUCGUGGUGGCUGAGGCCCGGGUGGCUCCGUUCCUGCUCGCGUCCCUGGCCAUCCUGCUGGUGGGCAAGUUGCACUGGCACGGCCGGCUGACUGCUCCGGAAGCCCCCAAGCAAUCCCUGGGCGCUGCCUUUUACCAGAAGGAGAGCUGGCAGCUUCUGUGCCUCCUGGCUGUGCUACUGGCCUGCCUGCGCCUCUCAGGCCUUUUCCACCAGUGCCGCGAGGAGAUCCCGCACUGCCAGCCCUCGCCCUUCCUGGCCCCCCUCUCCAGCCUGCAGAGCACUCAGGCCAAGAACCUCUUCUACCUCCUGUGUGUGGCCUCGCUGGCCGGGCUGGUCUACGCCGUGCGGUGCUGGCUGCGGCAUUAUGGGAACCUGAACAGCGCCAGCCCCCUGGUGCUCUUUGUGCGCUGGGCCUUCCCGCUGCUGGCCGUCUGGAUCGCUUGCUACUGGGCCGUCACUUCGGGGGCGGAGGACACACUGGGCAAGCUGCAGGAGCUGGUGCAGGUGGCGCUGGUGGGCUUUCCACAGGCCGUCUACGGCCUGGCAUCCCUGGGGCUCCUGCUGGUGCUGUGGACGCCCGUGACAGUGUUCGUGAAGGACAGCCGGGAGUCAGUGGGGCCAAUUGUAACCCCUUAUCAGGGGGCCCCCAGCUCCCAAGCCGACCUCCAGCACGUCAUCCCACAGAUCUACAGGAGGAUGCAGGAGUCUCUGAAGACCCAGCUAGACAGGGGUCACCGGAGGGCCACGGUGGCAGCCUACGGGCUGGGGAGCGUGUACUCAGCCGCCUUGGUCAUAGUUCUCACCCUGCUGGGCCUCCUCCUGCUGACCCUGCACAGCGAGAGGAUGAGCCUCGCCUUCCUACUCCUCUUCCUGGAGGGCUUUGUGCUGCUGCGGAUCCACGCCUGGGUCAUGAGCCUCGCCGGGGAUGCCGAGCCUUUCGUGGUCCCCUGGUACGCGGUCACCGCCUGGGUCUUUGCUGCCACCCAGUUCUUCUAUUCCACGGGCCACCAGCCCAUCUUCCCAGCCAUCCACUGGCAUGCAGCCUUCGUGGGCUUCCAGGAGGGCCACAGCACCCACCUGCUGCCCGCUGUCCUGGUGGGGGCCAACACAUUCGCCUCCCACAUCCUCUUUGCAGUUGGCUGCCCUCUGCUCCUGCUCUGGCCCUUCGUCUGUGAGGUGCCCAACUCCCAGAGGAGGAAGCUGAAGAAGGAACUGCGGGAGGAGCUUCAGGAGAAGGAGGAGGAGCCCAUGAUGGAGAUGAGGCUGCGGGAGUCUCCGGAGAGGUUCUCAGCGGCUCUGCUGCAGCUGGGGCUCAAAUACCUCUUUGUGCUUGGCGUGCAGCUCCUGGCCUGUGUCUGGGCAGCCAUGGUCCUCAGGAGGCAUCUCAUGGUCUGGAAGGUGUUUGCCCCAAAGUUCCUCUUUGAGGCUCUGGGCUUCAUGGUGAGCAGCAUCUGCCUCCUGCUGGGGAUUUUCCUGGUGAUGCGUGUGGACUGUGCGGUCAGCGCCUGGUUUGAGCAGCUCCAGCCCAGGUAG
Molecule: messenger RNA, 4815 nt
Organism: Gopherus flavomarginatus (Mexican gopher tortoise)
Lineage: Eukaryota; Metazoa; Chordata; Testudines; Testudinidae
Gene: PIGO
Product: phosphatidylinositol glycan anchor biosynthesis class O
Exons: 10
Coding region: 2059-4815 (918 amino acids)
Biological process (GO): GPI anchor biosynthetic process
Cellular component (GO): endoplasmic reticulum membrane
Molecular function (GO): mannose-ethanolamine phosphotransferase activity
Source: RefSeq, a predicted model, not a curated record